Pedinophyceae sp. YPF-701 is the source of this 1287-nucleotide messenger RNA. The record is from the annotation of a GenBank genome assembly. NCBI's taxonomy places the organism in Eukaryota, Viridiplantae, Chlorophyta, Pedinophyceae.
AUGAGCAGAAGCACGUUCGCCUCUCUGGUGCGGCGGCGCGAGCACGCCGGCGGCUCGUCCGACGUCCGCGGCGCCCUGGUCGACCGCGGCGCCGACCCCUGGAUAGCCUCGCUGGGCGUCAGCCCGAGCCGCGAGAUCCGGAGCCGGCACCGCAACGCCGUCCUCUGUAUGGACAUCGACCCCGUCGAGGGCAGGUACCUCCUGAGCGGCUCCCUGGACCCGACCGUCGCGAUCUACGACCUCCAGGCCGCGUCCCCGCCGCCCCAGCGGCCCCGCGCGGCCGCCGCGCCGCUCCCCGUGCACGCGCCGAUCGUGCGCAUCGGGCGUAGCCACCAGCACGCGCACCGCUUCGGCGUCACCGCGUGCGAGUGGUACCCCGUCGACUCCGGCGUGUUCUGCACGGCGUCCUUCGACGGCACCGUCCGCGUGUGGGACGCGAACGCCGAGAGCGUCGCGUGCGCGUUCCAGCUCGACGACCGCGUCGAGUGCGCGGCGAUAUCGCCGCCGACGGCGCCGCAGUGCCUCGUGGCGGCGGGCGCGGGGACGACCGCGCGGCUCUGCGACCCGGUGUCGGGCGCGCUGACGCACACCUUCGUGGGACACGCGGGCCGCGUGCUGUGCGUGCGGUGGCUGCCGGCGUCGGGGUUCGUGGUCGCGACGGGCAGCAGCGACGGGCAGGUGCGGCUGUGGGACAUCCGCCGCGCGGGCACGCUCGCGAUGCUGGACUUAUACCGCACCGCGGCGGAGUCAGGGGCGGGCGUGGUUGGGGCAGGCGACCGCGGCGGAGGGGCCGCGGAGCACGUGGAGGUGCCGUCGUGGUCGACGAGCCGCCGGCGCGCCCUCGUGCGCGCGCACGACGGCGCGGUCACCGCGAUCGCGACCAUGCCGGACGGCAGGUCGCUCCUGACCGCGGGCACCGACAGCGAGGUGCGCCUGUGGGACCCCGGCGACGGCGCGCGCGUGUGGCGCAACCGGCUCAUAUCCUUCCCGAGCGCGUUCAACCGCGCGUCGCGGCAGCGGCAGGUCGCGAUCGGGUGCCGGCACCUCUUCUUCCCGUCGGGCAGCGCCGUGCAAGUGUACGCGCUGGACACGGGGCGCCCGAAAACGACGCUCAGGGGGCAGAUGGACACGAUCAACACGUGCUGCUGGGUGCCGGAGCACGGGGCGCUGGCGUCGGGCGGCGCGGACGGCACGAUCCUGCUGUGGGAGCCGACCAAGACCGCGGACGAGAAGGUGUUCGAGGAGAGCGCGCAGCAUGACGGGUCAGACUGGUCGGACUCAGACUAG